UGUGGCAUGCCUUUCUUUUGGUGCAUUCAAGAGGAGAUGUCAAAAGAGCCAGGCAAGGCAGUCUUGGCCAAAGCACAGCACAUCUUUUCAGAAAUGUUUUCCCUCUGCUUCCACAAGGGGGGAAAAUGCACUGGCUUUGAACACACAAUCCCCCCACAGAAGUUCUUUCUCCUCGGAGUCGCAGGUUGCCUUCCACCAGGCCACAAGGAAAGGAUUUUUGCAACAGGAGGAAAAGUUGCACCUGAAUGUGGCAUUGCAAUCCAAGGCAUGGCGGUGGCUGCGGAUGUACUAACCCUGGUCUUGGGUGGCCUGGGACUUGUGCUGCUCAUUUUGUGUGCUGGAUCCGAUUGCUGGAGGCAAGAUGCCAAGGAUCCCUUGUCUUCGGUGGGCUUGAGCGUUCGGUGCCGGGGGUUGUGGAGCGAGUGCAUCUUCGACAACGUGGCUGACCUCUGGACUUGUGACAUCCCCGUCUCCUAUCUCGGCGAACAUCCAGCCGUUCUUGUCGUCACACGGGGUUUGGUGAUUCUGUCUGGCUUUAUGACUCUUUCUGCUGUGCCGCUAUUCGUCGCAGGGAUGAAUUGCACCAACCUCUGCCAUGACAAGGUCCCACAAAAAUACAAGUUUUCCUUUGCUGCUGGGUCCCUGUUUCUCCUAGGAGGUCUUUCUGGAGCAGUUGCAGUUCUCUGGUAUGGCAUCGACACAGUACAGAAGUACAAGCUAGAGGUCAGUUUGGGCAUCCCUGGCGUUACGUACGAACUUGGCUAUUCCUAUUGGAUGGCUGCAGUCGGUGUGGCUUGUGCCACUGCCAGUGGGAUUUUGUCGAUUGCUUCCAAUAGUUGCCAGGCCAAGAGCUCACAAAAGGAGCAGCGGAGCCUCGGAUGCCACCCUUCAUCCGCCAGAGGACAGAGGACAUACCUGUAAAGGUGGAAUCUGGCCUCUUAACAGUGGCAUCAUUAGGGUUGGCAUCAUCACCCGGUGCAGUAACUCAUGGCAUUACCCUUCGCUGACCUCCUCCCCUAACUCACCAUACAGAAUCCUUAGUCAUGUAUUUUUUGUCCCGAUGUUACUCAUAAAUUGUGAUUCCUGUACAUCACCAAAUGUAAUAGCAAUGGUUGUGAUAAUCAACAACGUGCAAAAUUAUAGGUGAUACCGUUAUUGUUUCAAUACCUU
Messenger RNA from Sceloporus undulatus (fence lizard), 1170 nucleotides. RefSeq names its product claudin-16-like. The coding region runs from base 7 to 921 and encodes 304 amino acids. The transcript has 5 exons. The record is from RefSeq and is a predicted model, not a curated record. NCBI's taxonomy places the organism in Eukaryota, Metazoa, Chordata, Lepidosauria, Squamata, Phrynosomatidae. Gene Ontology annotation, molecular function: structural molecule activity. Gene Ontology annotation, biological process: bicellular tight junction assembly; cell adhesion. Gene Ontology annotation, cellular component: bicellular tight junction; plasma membrane.